AUGCCUCAUGUACUUAUUGCUUGUAGCGCUAGCGUUGCUGCAAUCAAAAUUCCAGCUAUUAUUUCUGAACUAACAAAAAAAAAUAUACGUACAACUUUAGUCGUCUCAGAACAAAGUAAACAUUUUAUAGAUAUAGAGAAAAUAAAAAAAGAUUACCAAAUUGAUGUAUUUACCGACCAAGAUGAGUGGAACACUUGGAAUGGAAGAGGAGACCCAGUAUUGCAUAUUGAACUCUCCAAAAAUGCUGAUUUACUUGUACUUGCUCCGUUAAGUGCUAAUACCAUGGCUAAAAUUAACUCAGGUAUAUGUGACAACUUACUUACAUGCAUAGUUAGAGCUUGGAAUGUUUCAAAACCAGUUUUAUUUUGUCCGGCUAUGAAUACUCAAAUGUGGAAUCAUCCUAUAACCAAAGUUCAAGUCGAUAAACUAGUCUCAUGGGGAUAUUGUCAAAUUCCUCCAAUUGUCAAAACGUUGAUGUGUGGCGAUCAUGGUGUUGGUGCAAUGGCUGAAGUAGAAACUAUUGUUACACAAAUUUUAAAAGAAUUAAACUUAAGCAAUUUUUAAAAUUAUUUAUAGUAUAAGUUUUCAUGAUACAUAGUUAAUUUUUUUGUAAUAAAGAUAUUCAGAAUGUUUGAA
Messenger RNA from Adelges cooleyi (spruce gall adelgid), 636 nucleotides. It is a transcript of the gene Ppcdc, whose product is annotated as phosphopantothenoylcysteine decarboxylase. NCBI's taxonomy places the organism in Eukaryota, Metazoa, Arthropoda, Insecta, Hemiptera, Adelgidae. The record is from RefSeq and is a predicted model, not a curated record. Gene Ontology annotation, cellular component: phosphopantothenoylcysteine decarboxylase complex. Gene Ontology annotation, biological process: coenzyme A biosynthetic process. Gene Ontology annotation, molecular function: phosphopantothenoylcysteine decarboxylase activity; FMN binding. The transcript has a single exon. The coding region runs from base 1 to 564 and encodes 187 amino acids.